Molecule: messenger RNA, 587 nt
Organism: Gordionus sp. m RMFG-2023
Lineage: Eukaryota; Metazoa; Nematomorpha; Gordioida; Chordodea; Parachordodidae
Exons: 2
Coding region: 86-472 (128 amino acids)
Cellular component (GO): cell cortex
Molecular function (GO): actin monomer binding
Source: RefSeq, a predicted model, not a curated record
UGUUAUUAUAUUAAAAUAAUAAAUUUUGUUCGGCUUUAAAUCAUAAACUACACUUUCCUUAAAAAAAAUCUUCUUUGAAUAAGAAAUGGGUGAUUAUAAAAAAUAUUUAGAUGACUUGGUUGCAACUAAGCACAUCACUGGCGGGGCUAUCGUUUGUAAGACUGGAGCAACACAUGCAGCUACAACUGGAUUUGCGGUCACUGCGGAUGAAGUCAAACAUAUGAAUGAGGGUUUUGAUAAAACAGACGUAUUAACUUCGAAAGGAGUAAUGAUCCAGGGAAAGAAAUACAUGUUUUUGGGGAAAAAUCCUGACGGAAAUGGCAUUAGGACCAAAUUAGAUAAAGGAGGGGCUAUGAUUGUAAGAACCGGAAAAUGCAUAAUCAUUGGGCUGUAUGACGAAAAAAUUGGGGCUGGCAAUUGCACGAAAGAUUUAGAAUCGCUUGGUGAUAAAAUGAAAAAAGCCGGAUUGUAAAUUCUGACAUUUAUCUUUUAUAGUUUUUGCAUUUUUCAAUAUUUCAAAUAUUAAUCUAAUGAUAUUUUAUAUAUUAUUUGCGCUGUUUAAUUAAAAACAAGAAAAUGUAUUAAUU